Amoebophrya sp. A25 is the source of this 816-nucleotide messenger RNA. The record is from the annotation of a GenBank genome assembly. NCBI's taxonomy places the organism in Eukaryota, Dinophyceae, Syndiniales, Amoebophryaceae.
CAAUUGGGCUCCAAGCACAGAGUGCGGGAUUCCAACCAGCACAGCAUGGAACGUCACAGCUGUUCGCACCUUUGGGAGGAAACAACGGCGCAGUAGGUGGAGCACCAGCAUUGGCGAGCAAUCCUCUCGCGACUUCUGCAGGAGCAGGACCAUUUCAGAUGAGUACAGUAACGCCAGGAGCUGGUCAGCCGAACUUUCUUCAGUUUGCGAACGCUACGACAAGGACAACGACGCAGAACAAUUUUAACGCCGCGGUCGUUAUGCCUGGCGUUCCGACUUCAGCCGAGACCCGCCAUAAAGGAUCUUACGAUUAUGGCAGAAUGAUGCAGCAGGUUGCUGGAACGACGAAUCCUGGAGAUCCGCAGCGUCAAGAAAGUAACCAACAAGGCUCAUGGCACUGGGACUGGGACCGGAAUAAUUGGCAAUGGUGGGGGGGCGGCAAUGAUUCGAGUUCUGCAUGGAACAAGCCCUGGCCGGAAUGGGACUACGAUCGAAAUUGUUGGAAAAUCGACACGAAUCAGAAAAAAAUUGGACACAGAGAUAGUCCAAGUGCGACCAGACAAGAUGAUCGACACAACCGCGAGGGUAAAGCAAGGAGUCGAAGUGCUAGUCCGGUACACCGCAACAAUUCUGCAAGCCCAAGACGAGAUCGCUCAAACUCUCCCAGCGCAGGCGAGCAGUUAUCAAGGUCACCUUCACCGACUGCGAGACCACGAAAUCGAAGCGAUUACAGGUCAGAAUAUCAGCGCCAAUAUAGUGCGCAAAGUCUGAAAUCUGGGAAAAGCCGAAGUCCUUCGCGUGCAAUGUUGAGGGGGG